AUGAAUGGAAAUUCAUGUGUCCAAAAGCCUCAUACUUCAACAUAUACAUAUUUUAUUGAUAAUACUCGAAUUUCACAUCAUCAAUGGGCUGUUAUUGGUAUUCGUGAAAUAAAAGAAUGUAAUCACGAUAAUCUUGAUGAUAAUAAUAAUUGGCAAUCAGAUGGAUUAAAACUGAUGGCAAUACCACUUAGUGAUAAUAACCGACAUGAUAAAUAUCUUUAUCAGUUAGUAGUAUUUACAAGAAUGAGAGCAAAUGCUGGUACAAAAUCAAAAAUUGAUGGGACAAUAAAUGCAGCAGAUAAACUAGAAAAAAUAGAAUUAAAACAUGUUCUCUCUAAAAAUGCUUAUCGAUCAAUGGCUGAUAAUCAUUUAUGGUUUUCAAUUUUUGCUUAUCAUUUACCUUCAGCUAAUCGUUUUACUCGUAUACAACGAUAUACAUGUUGUUUUGUACUACUUUUUUAUGAAUUUUCUUAUAAUAUUCAAUAUGAUGAUUCAAAAAUACAUCGAUGGCUUGGUUUAAUUCUUGCAAGUUUUUAUGCUGCUGUACUUCUUACUCAACCAUUUAAAGUACUUGCAUUAGCAUUAUUAUUUAUAUGUUUUUGCCGAAAAAAAUCUCCAGUUGAAGCUUUUAUUAAACAAGAAGAUUCAGUUGAAGAAUUUACUGUUUCAAUUGAAGAUUCAGAUCGAAAAUUUCUGUCAAAAUCUCUUUUAGCUAAAACUCAUCGUGAUCUUCAUCGUGCAAAACGUGAAAGAGCAGCAUUAAAAAAAUUACGUAAAUUCGUUUGA
Molecule: messenger RNA, 786 nt
Organism: Rotaria sp. Silwood2
Lineage: Eukaryota; Metazoa; Rotifera; Eurotatoria; Philodinida; Philodinidae
Source: the annotation of a GenBank genome assembly